CGGGAUUGCGCAGGCGCAGACAAGGGGGCGGGGGACUCGGCUUGUUGUGUUGCUGCCCGAGAGCCGGAGACAGUCUCGCUGUGGCCGCAGCUCCUCCAGCCGCCCGACGAUGUCGUCUCACUUAGUAGAGCAACCACCGCCCCUGCACAACAACAACAACAACUGCGAGGAAGGCGAACAGUCCUUGCCCCCACCAGCCGGCCUCAACAGUUCCUGGGUGGAGCUACCCAUGAAUAGCAGCAACGGAAAUGAUAAUGGCAAUGGGAAAAAUGGGGGUCUGGAACAUGUGCCUUCCUCGUCCUCCAUCCACAAUGGAGACAUGGAGAAGAUCCUUCUAGAUGCACAACAUGAAUCGGGACAGAGUAGUUCAAGAGGCAGUUCUCACUGUGACAGCCCUUCCCCACAAGAAGAUGGGCAGAUUAUGUUUGAUGUGGAAAUGCACACCAGCAGGGACCAUAGCUCUCAGUCAGAAGAAGAAGUUGUAGAAGGAGAGAAAGAAGCUGAUGCUCUGAAGAAAAGUGUAGACUGGGUGUCGGACUGGUCCAGUAGGCCAGAAAACAUUCCACCAAAGGAGUUCCACUUCAGGCACCCUAAACGUUCUGUUUCUUUAAGCAUGAGGAAAAGUGGAGCCAUGAAGAAAGGGGGUAUUUUCUCUGCAGAAUUUCUUAAGGUGUUCAUUCCGUCUCUCUUCCUUUCUCAUGUUUUGGCUUUGGGGCUAGGCAUCUAUAUUGGAAAACGACUGAGCACACCUUCUGCCAGCACCUACUGAGGGAAAAAAAGCCCCUGGAAAAGCGUGUGACCUGUGAAGUGAUGUAUUGUCACAGUAGUUUAUUUGAACUUGAGAUCAUUGUAAGCAUGACCCAACCAACCGCCCUAUUUUUACAUAUCCAAGUUCCAGUAACUCUCAAAUCCAGUAUUUUAUUCAGACUCUGUUGAGGCAUUUUACUAACCUCAUUCCCUCUUUGGCCUGUAAGACACUUUAGACUUUCCUAACAGAGUUUACUGUUGUUUAGAAAUUUGCAAGGGCUUCUUUUCCGCAAAUGCCACCAGCAGAUUAUAAUUUUGUCAACAAUGCUACUGUCUCCUUCUAGUACCACCAGACUUAGACCUGCAUCAUUCAUGGUAUAAAUUUUACCCUCACUAGAUAACUCCCAUGUCGCUCUUAAAAUGAGAUCAGGUUAGCAAAUGAUAUAAAAGCUUUGUUGUUUUGUUUUUCAAGAAAAAAGCAAGCUUCCCUAAGCUUGAAUUUAUAGUUAUUAAAAAAGAAAACAAAAACAAAAAAAGACACAAGAAAAAAUAUAUCCUGGGCAAUAAAAAUUAUUUUAAACCA
This is a messenger RNA of Talpa occidentalis (Iberian mole), 1330 nucleotides long. It is a transcript of the gene BNIP3L, whose product is annotated as BCL2 interacting protein 3 like. Bases 110 to 769 code for a protein of 219 amino acids. Gene Ontology annotation, biological process: positive regulation of apoptotic process; mitochondrial outer membrane permeabilization; defense response to virus. The transcript has 6 exons. The record is from RefSeq and is a predicted model, not a curated record. Gene Ontology annotation, cellular component: mitochondrial envelope; mitochondrial outer membrane; nucleus. NCBI's taxonomy places the organism in Eukaryota, Metazoa, Chordata, Mammalia, Eulipotyphla, Talpidae.